This is a messenger RNA of Lucilia sericata (common green bottle fly), 1080 nucleotides long. RefSeq names its product alpha-ketoglutarate-dependent dioxygenase alkB homolog 4. Gene Ontology annotation, molecular function: demethylase activity; oxidoreductase activity. The transcript has 2 exons. The record is from RefSeq and is a predicted model, not a curated record. NCBI's taxonomy places the organism in Eukaryota, Metazoa, Arthropoda, Insecta, Diptera, Calliphoridae. The coding region runs from base 121 to 1062 and encodes 313 amino acids. Gene Ontology annotation, biological process: oxidative demethylation.
CAAACAGCUGUUUUUGACAAUUUCACAACAAAAACAAAACUGUAAACAUUGGAUACUCCUAGAACCCACAAAAACUGAGAUUUCUCAAAUAAAACUAACCGGUUCCAAACUAAAAAAACAAUGAAUACUUUAAGACCUUGCGGCUGCAAAGGUGUAAGAACCUGUCUAAAAUGUGAAUCCGAGUUUAAUAUCGAAAAACCUAAUCUCCAACAAGAAUUGCAAAAAUUAGAGGCCUGGUCUUGGUGCAUCAAGUGUGGAUGUUUAUAUCCCGGUUGGAAUUGUCAAAAGGUACAAACAGAACACCCUCAGCAUAAUCAGGCCGAAGGUUUAGCAUUACCAGGAAUAUAUGUUAAAGCUGAUUUUCUCACUCUCACCGAAGGAGAAGAAAUUAUGCAAAGAUUAGAUGAGCUGCCAUGGUGUAUAUCUCAAAGUGGAAGACGUAAACAAAAUUAUGGACCAAAAACAAACUUUAAGAAAAGAAAAUUACAAAAUGGUUUAUUUAAAGGAUUUCCCCAAACCACCCGCUUCAUACAGGAUAAAUUUAAACAUGAAGAAUUGCUAAAGGAUUUCCAGACUAUAGAACAAUGUUCUUUGGAAUACGAUCCAACAAAAGGAGCUUCGAUAGAUCCUCACAUAGAUGAUUGCUGGAUAUGGGGAGAACGUGUAGUGACGGUUAAUUGUUUGGGCGAUUCUGUUUUAUCUUUAACUUUAUAUAAAGAUGCGUUAGAGAAACCUUUGGCGGAGAUUAGUAAAUAUAAUUUGGAUUUGGUAACUAAGUAUGAGAACGAGUUAUUAAAGCCUUUAUUGUUAGCAGAAGAAUUGCAAUUAUUUAAAGACAAAGUCAUAAGGAUAAUUAUGCCAAAUUUGUCCCUAAUCGUUUUAUAUGGCCCGGCGCGCUAUCAAUUUGAACAUUCUGUUUUACGUGAAGAUGUUUUAGAGAGACGUGUAUGUUUGGCAUACCGGGAAUUUACACCCAUGUAUCUGGAAGGAGGCGAUUCAUAUGAAAAAGGUCGAAUUGUAACAGAAAAUUCAUUAAAGUUUUGGCAGCCAGAGAGUGAAUAAAACCCGAAAAGUAAAAGA